AUGGGCCGGCUGCUGCGGGCUGCCCGGCUGCCGCCGCCGCCGCUGCUGCUGCUGCUGCUCCUGCUGCUGCUGGCCGGGGGAGCCUCCCCAGGCGCCAGGGCCUCUGGGUCUGAUGAACCCAGCCCAGAGGGCCUCACCUCCACCUCCCUGCUGGACCUGCUGCUGCCCACGGGCCUGGAGCCGCUGGACGCAGAGGAGCCCAGCGAAGCCAUGGGCCUGGGGGCUGGCCUGGGAGCCCCCGGCUCGGGCUUCCCCGGCGGAGAGAGUGAAGAAUCCCACAUCCUGCAGCCGUCGCAGUACUUCUGGGAGGAAGAGGAGGAACUGAACGACUCCAGCCUGGACCUGGGCCCCACUGCAGAUUACGUCUUCCCAGACCUGAGUGAGAAGGCGGGUUCCCUGGAGGAUGCCGACCCACCUCGAGAGCUGCCAGGCCUCCCCUCCGCCUUGCCCAAAAUGAAUCUGGUCGAGCCUCCCUGGGGCAUACCUCCUGAAGAGGAGGAAGAAGAGGAGGAGGAGGAGGAGGAGGAGGAGAGGGAGAAGGAGGAGGUAGAAAGACAAGAGGAAGAGGAGGAGGAGGAGCUGCUUCCCGUGAGUGGAUCCCCAGAAGAAGCAAAGACCCCUGCCCGUGCCGCUCCUCCCAGCAGCAGCCAGACUCCAGGUGUCCCCCGGCCCGGGCCUGAAGAUUCCGGGGACCCGGCCUCGUCCGGUGUGGAGGCGGAGAGCAGCGUGGAGCCCAGCCCACCGCCACCCUCGGUCACGCCCAGCGCAGUGACCGUGGGGCACGAGGACCUCGAGGAGGAGGCCGGGGCCACCAUGCUGCCGGCCACCGGGCUCGGGGCGGAGUUUGAGGCUCCCAGGGGAGCCAGUGAGGAGACCACUGUGGGGGCAGCCAGCUUUGCUGGCCAGCCAGGGACAGGGCCGUCCUUGGCUCCUGCCCCUCAGACUGGAGCCCCGUGGGGGUCUGAUGCCCCAGAGGAAAAUCUCCGUCCGCCUGCAACUCUGGCCUCGUUCCCACUGGCUCCUCCAGAUGUGGAACCCACACCUUCUUCUGCCUCAGGGCAAGAUCUGAGCCAGCUGCCCCAGGAGGGGCAGGCGGCUGAAGCUGCCUCCAGGAUGCCCUGGGACUCGACUCAGGUGAUCUGCAAGGACUGGAGCAAUCUGGCUGGGAAGAACUACAUCAUUCUGAACAUGACUGAGAACAUAGAGUGUGAGGUAUUCCGGCAGCACCGGGGGCUGCAGCUCCUAGCCCUGGUGGAGGAGGUACUGCCACGCCACUCGGGGCACCACGGGGACUGGCACAUCUCCCUGAGCAAGCCCAGCGAGAAGGAGCAGCACCUGCUGAUGACGCUGGUGGGCGAGCAGGGGGUGGUGCCCACCCAGGACGUCCUCUCCAUGCUGGGUGACAUCCGCCGGAGCCUGGAGGAGAUUGGCAUCCAGAACUAUUCCACCACGAGCAGCUGCCAGGCGCGUGCCAGCCAGGUGCCCAGCGACUACGGGACGCUCUUUGUGGUGCUUGUGGUCAUUGGUGCUGUCUGCCUCCUCAUCAUUGUGCUGGGCCUGCUCUACAAUUGCUGGCAGCGCCGCCUGCCAAAGCUAAAGCACGUGCAGCCUCUCGCCCCGCCGCAGUCGCACGGCGAGGAGCUUCGUUUCGUGGAGAGCGGCUGCCACGACAACCCCACGCUGGACGUGGCCAGCGACAGCCAGUCGGAGAUGCAGGAGAAGCAGCCCAGCCUGAACGGGGGCGCCGCCGUCAAUGGCCCGGGCAGCUGGAGCGCGCUCAUGGGGGGCAAGCGGGACCCCGAGGACUCGGACGUGUUCGAGGAGGACACGCACCUGUGAGCUUGGCCGAGGCCCAGGCGGAGCUGACCGGAGGCUCCCUGCGCACCGGGCCACGGGCUCGUGCCCAUGGGGCUGCGCCGGGGCCCCGAGGGCGGACUCCAAAGUGGACAGCAUGGAGCCCGUAGUGGCCCCGCGUCCCCAGCCGCUCCGGACGGCAAUCCCGGCAGCCUCGCUCCUG
Messenger RNA from Ochotona curzoniae (black-lipped pika), 2017 nucleotides. RefSeq names its product podocalyxin like 2 (gene PODXL2). The transcript has 8 exons. The coding region runs from base 1 to 1839 and encodes 612 amino acids. Lineage: Eukaryota; Metazoa; Chordata; Mammalia; Lagomorpha; Ochotonidae. The record is from RefSeq and is a predicted model, not a curated record.